Acipenser ruthenus (sterlet) is the source of this 1856-nucleotide messenger RNA. RefSeq lists its product as uncharacterized. NCBI's taxonomy places the organism in Eukaryota, Metazoa, Chordata, Actinopteri, Acipenseriformes, Acipenseridae. The transcript is spliced from 7 exons. The record is from RefSeq and is a predicted model, not a curated record. Bases 1 to 636 code for a protein of 211 amino acids.
AUGUGGAAAGAACACUCUCUCGGACCCCCAUCCAUUGCAAUCCUCUCCCCCUCUGCCGUGGAAGUCCAGUCCGGCGGUUCCGCUACUUUAGUGUGUCUGGUGUUCGGGGUAUCCGAGCAGGCUCGCGUCUACUGGGACAUAGCGGGGAGUGUUCGACACGGACUGACCGACUCCGGAUCCGGAGAUUCCAAUAAAUCCACUCCGGACUUUAUCAGGAAUCAGAUCACCAUUCCGGUCGAGGUCUGGAGCAGCGGGGCCGCGUGUACCUGUGUAGUGGAAACAGAGAGCGGGCGCAAUAUGAGCAAAACCGUGACAAAGAUUGGAAACCCUAAAGCGUGCGCUGUGCUGCACUAUGGAAUGCUGGCAGUCGUGUCCUUCAUUCUCAUCACUUUGCUAAUAAUAUUAGUCAUGAUUUUCUACCGAAGGAAAACAGGUGCAGGUCAAACAAAUUCAUAUUCGGCAAAUGAACGAGAUGACGUCACACAGACAGCUGUGAGGUAUAAACACCAGACUGCAGGCAGGAACACUAAGAAGCCAGGCUCUGGUGCAAGACAGCACAGCGGUGCGAAGCUGAGAGCGGAGAGAGGGGAUGUGCAGUAUGCCAGUCUGGAGUUCGACCGGCAAGGACGACGGUGAUGAUGUCACCCCCACGUGGAAUGAGAUACACCUGUCUCGUGGGACAAUCAACUGUGUUCCUCCACACCUGGGGCUUUCUGGGAGCUGAUAUAUAGUAAUACGCUAUAGAUUCAAUAAACUGGUUCCCUUUUCUUCUGUUGAAACCUGGUUCUUGGCUUGUAUGUUAUAUAAUACAUUUUGUCCAGGUAUUCAUGCUUAUAAUGAGGAUCACAGAGCUACUCCAUACGAGCUGACCUGUAUAGCGGAACUCAGAGUAAAGAAAUGAAGCUACUUCCUGUUUAAACUCUAUCUGGACAGGUAGCAUUCUGAAGAAAUAAAGACUCAGUUAUAAACUUAAAAAAUAGUGUUUCUCAUUUUAAAAUGUAAAUAAAAAAACCCUGUCCUGUCCUUAAUUAGCUUCAGUCAAGCUUUCCCCUGCACCUCUGGCCAUGGAGGACAGCAUAUGGUACUUCACAGGCUUUUGAUAAAAACAUAUGAGAAGUGAAAAGUUCAACUACACAAUGAUAAGGGGGGCAGUGAUAACACUGAAGCUAAUAUAAGGAAAGCGAUUUUAAAACUACACUCGCCUUCAUUUCCAGUCAACACUGGAGCAUGCAUUCUAAACAUUCUGCUUGGAAUUGUAAUGGGGAAACCCGUUCUCAACAACGAGGGCCCAUGUUUGCCAAGGAUGCCAGACAGUUCUCUGGUCUGCAAUCAUUGUUCUAAAACCAGAAAGAUUGGAUUAUUUGUUAUAAAUUAGUCAAAAACAAUAACGCACUGUUGUGAUGUAGGACCUGUAAUCAUAAAGAAUAACACACUGUGUUGUGAUAUAGGACCUGUAUCAAGGCUCCUGCGAACACAGCCCCCAGAUGAAAAAUCUAAGUUACAUUCUUUUGUGAAAAUGAUUCAUCUCCACGAUCUAUGCUGCAGUGCGCCCGGAGCCUGCCUAGAAAUCCAGCCCUGCGAUUAGUCAUGCUGUGCUGAGCGCGGAGAAGGCGCUGUGAGAGUUUACCAGAGUUUACCAGUUAAAAUCAAUCUUAUGUACUGGAAUAUUGGUAUUAGAAAUUGCGUUUUGCAGCAUACCAUGAAGUCAUUGCUCAAAGCUAGUUGUAGUCUAGGCUAUGUAUUACUUUAGUUCAUCCAGUGACAGUGUGGAUAUUGGAAGGCAGUAAUGUAACAUCCUGUAAGCUUGCUUAAAACUGCAAUCACUGUCUGCACAAUCAACUGCUUACAUGGUGAGG